AUGAGUAAAAUCCUCGAGAGAGUAGUCGAGACAGAAAUUGGCUCUGAAUUUCCGACAGAUCAUCUAGAAAUUCUCAAUUUUUACGGUACCGAAGUCGCAUUCAUCUGGAACAAAGAUAAACUUAUCAUAUUCCCAUAUCAUCCAAACUUCACACGUGAUGGGGAGAUGCAAAUAAUUGACUCACGCUCCUUGGUAAUUGAAAAAUUAAUAGCUCCAAAGCCAUUAAAAAGCAUUUGCAGUUACUUAGGAAGAAUAUUCAUUAUCUGUGAGCCGACAGGGAUCUAUAAACUCUCGAAGAAGCUAAAGUUCGUGGUCCUCAGUAAAACUGGAAUAGGACUGGGUUGCGAAGUGCACCAGGUCCUCACUCCAAUCAAGGAUUGCCUUUAUUUAGCUGACAAAAUAACUAAAAAAUCCAAACCCCUCUUCCAGCUGUAUGAGAAUGUGAAUUAUCGGAAUCAGAAUGGCAUCAUUGUCUACGAUUUAAGACAGAUAUUAUUAAGUGGCGAUAGUGAUGAUGAUCAUGGUGAUAAAUACUGUUUAAUUACCAGUGGAAAGAAACUUUUCAAAUUGCUUGAUCAAAGAGUGAUUAUUAUUUACACGGAGGCUAAUUUUAUUACUGAUAUUCUCCCUAUUAAAAGAGAUAAAAAGGACUAUGGUGUGGGGCUCAUUACUAAGGGCAAUUAUUUCGUUCUAUUAUUGUCAGAAAAAGAUCCGCAUUCGCUGAUACCCUGGAAGAAGUUGUACUAUGAUGGAAUAAUCACAGCUGCCACCAUAUACGCUUGCCAGGCCUCUACUAACCAAUUAUGGUUUUUUUACACUAAUGGGCAAAAUAUUUAUCACAGAACAGCACAAACAGUCUGCUGUGGUCAUGACAGCAAUGAUAAUGUGGAGAUUGUCUAUACUUCCAACAAGAAAGUUAUAAAUUGUGUGACAACUCGUGGGACUAGACUUGUGAUGCUUUCUAGUGGUCAAUUGAUAGAGUUUAACAUUGUUAAUAUGGAGCCAAUCACAGAGAAGAGGGAGUUUAAUACGUUGAAAGAAGAAAUGGUGAGGAAUGCAAAUAUUAUUGUUGAUAAAAUUUGUGAAAGAGCCAAACAGCUGGAACUGGUGAACAAAGAACUUACUUUGGCGCAGAGACGAUUAGAGAGAACCAGUAUCUAUUCUCAUAAGGAGAAGCCUCAGUAUUCGCCAGCGAUCAACAUUUUCAAGGUAGGAGGGAGGACCUACCUGAAGCUUAAGCUUGAAGGACUGCCAUUGGACAGCCAAGUAUUUGUUAAUGUUGCAAUUGAUGGUGAAAAAGAAUUUGCUUCAAAGAUAGUUCGCCAUCGUGUGACAAUUCUGGAGAUUCCUCUGGAGGUUGAGGGAAAAUUGAGGGAAGUGUACAAAUUUGAUGUGAGGAUUGACCUAGUAGCGGCUCACCAUGAAACCCAAUUGUGGUGCAUUUUCAAUAAUUAUGGAAGUGCUGAUGGCUCUUGUAGGAUCGCUACAAACGGGAAACAAUUUUUGAAUGCUAAGCUCAAUACUUUAAGGAGUUUGAUUGACAAGAAGGGUAUUGAUUACGUCAAGUUGCGGUCCAUUAAAACAAGUAUUAGGAAGGAGUUGGGUAAUUGAUUGUUUUCCAUUUUUUAUACGUUUUUUACUACAGGUUGCAUUGAUGACAACCGUGAAUUUAUACAUAUACAGAAAGCUCUCGAGAAUUCUAUUGAAUAUUGUUUCCAUCUUUCUACAAACAAUAAAAUAAUUUUGUUAUACUUA
This is a messenger RNA of Diachasmimorpha longicaudata, 1755 nucleotides long. RefSeq lists its product as uncharacterized. The transcript has a single exon. The record is from RefSeq and is a predicted model, not a curated record. Bases 1 to 1611 code for a protein of 536 amino acids. Lineage: Eukaryota; Metazoa; Arthropoda; Insecta; Hymenoptera; Braconidae.